GGCGUGGUUGGAGGUUGGGGUUCCUGUAAGGGGUGUAAAGCUCCACCCACCACCCCCCACCGCCACUUCUCCCGCGUACAGCGGCUAUAAAGUCUUCCACUUAGCUUCAUGUCGUCAGUGCUCAUCACAGCGACACGACAGUAAAGAUGAGGACUGGCUGGGUAGUGACGCUACUGCUGGUGGUGCUGACGGCAGAGAUGACGAGGUCCUGGCCUCAGUAUGGAGGAGGAGGAGCCGCACCAUCCACAGACCAGCAGCUGCAUGAAGCACUGGCGGGGGGCGGCAGUGAGCAGCAGCAGCAGCAGCAGCAGCAGCAGGGUGGUGACACGGAGGUGUUGACUGAAGACUUCAAGUUCGAGCAAGCUCCUGACUGUUCUAAGAACUAUGCCUGUGCGCCAUGGCAGAUAUGUAUCAACGGUGAGAUCGACACGAGCGGUGUAGGACAGCUGAACCUACGAUCACCAGUGCCAGUGCCAAAGGAGAACACUGCCGUUCUGUGUGCAGGCAUCGGAAAAAUUUGUUGCCUUAUUCCCGGCUUAACAGCUGACGUACAGGUAGAGUCUGGAGGUGGUGGGGGUAUCAUAGAAGGAGGCGUCACAGGUGGUGGAGGGGGCAUCAUAGAAGGCAUCUCAGAUGGUGGAGGGGGCAUCAUUGAAGGUGGGGGUACCUCAGGAAGUGGAGGCAUCAUAGAAGAAGGAGGCUUCUCAGGUGGUGGGGGUACCUCAGGAAGUGGAGGCAUCAUAGAAGGAGGCAUCUCAGGUGGUGGGGGCAUCAUUGAAGGUGGGGGUACCUCAGAAGGUGGUUACUCAGGGGGUGGUGGAUCAACAGUGGUGGAGGCAACAGGUGGAACAGCACACAGCAGUGGAGGCUCUGGCAGCAUCGUAGAGGAGGAAUCCAGCGGUGGCCUCGAGCAACAACAAAGUGGAGGUAAGCCUGGCGUCCCUGUCUUACCAGGACAAUGUGUCGAUGGCUAUGAAUGCGUCUCAACUUACCUCUGCCAUGACGGGAAGAUAAUAACCUCUGGAGAAGGCUUACUCGACAAGCGUAUCGGCGGUAAGCCUAUUUCGUGUGUCAACCCUGAAUACCCGACAGUCCCUUCUGUGUGCUGUCAGUACCCGUCAUGCAAAGCAGGUGACACCUGUGUCGCUAGUGGAGCCUGCACUGGCACCCACGCCACUGACGAGACUGGCAAAUAUCAGGAUUGUUUCGUGGGAGCCAAUCUGGAACCUGGAGUGUGUUGCACUCCACCGAAGCCGCCGGCACCGCUGCAGACCUGCCCGGGCACGAAGAUUUGUGUCACCCAGAACCUCUGUACCUCGUAUGGCAACCUCCUAACUGACGGCACCGGCAACAUCGAUAUCAGACUACAUUCGAUCUGCUAUCUAGGCAAAGAUGAUCCUAAUGGUGUGUGUUGCGAGCCUCCCAAGCCACUCACCACCUGUCCAGGAGACGGUACCUCAGUGUGUGUUCCCUCAGGAACCUGUAGCGGACAGGUAACACAAAGUGCUGCUGGUGACAGCCAGGCAUGUUAUCUGGAGGGCAGUACGACAGAGGUGGGGCAGUGUUGUACUCCACCACCACCAUUAACUACGUGUCCAGGGGAGGAGACCUGUCUCGUAGCUGACCUCUGCUACACCGCUGACAAGAAACCCAGCCCUUCAAACUCGCCAUGUUACGUUAAUCCCAACAUCGUGGGCGUGUGCUGCUACCCAGCUCCUCCGCCCACUGUGCCCGUCCUUGACACCUGCCCUGACAAUUCAGUGUGUCUGCCAGAUAUACUCUGCCAGGGAGAUAUUCUGAACGAGGCUGGUGCCUACGUCUCCCACUCCAGCGGCGGCAAGUGGUCACAGUGUCUCCUCAGUGGUACAGGAUUAGCAGUUCCCGGAGUGUGCUGCCGUAAUCCCACACCGCCAACACCUGAUACAUCUUACCCGGCCGCAGACAAGUGUGGCGUCCAUAACAUUGCCCUGGAUACUCGCAUCCAAAACAAAGACCUUAAGUAUUACCAGACAACCUUCGCAGAGUUUCCUUGGCAAGCCAUUAUCUUCUUCUCUAAUUUCACUUUCAAGUGCGGUGCGUCCCUCAUCGGUGAUCGCUGGUUGCUAACCGCUGCGCAUUGUGUUAAAGACUUACCUGUGAAUGACCUGCGCGUGCGGCUCGGUGAGUGGCAAGUUGACCAGUACAAGGAACCCCUGCAGUACUACGACGCAAAUGUGGCAUCCAUUAAAAUUCAUCCACUAUUCAAUCCUAAAAACGUACAUAACGGCAUUGCUGUGGUAGAGUUGUCCGUACCUGUGGUAUUCCAAUAUCACAUUAACACAAUAUGUCUUCCAAAUAAGGGACAAAUAUUCCCUAAAGGGACUCGGUGCUUCGCUACGGGCUGGGGUAAGGAUGCCUUCGAUGGUGGUAAGUAUCAAGUAAUCCUGAAGAAGGUCGAGGUGCCAGUCGUGCCUAAUCCUGAAUGCCAGGGGCUACUGCGUAAGACGCGCCUGGGCAAAUUCUUUAUCCUGGAUAAGUCGUUCAUGUGUGCUGGAGGGGAGGAGAAGAAGGACGCCUGUGAGGGAGAUGGAGGUGGCCCACUGGCUUGCCAGGAUCAAACCACAGGAGACUAUGUCCUUACCGGCAUCACCGCCUGGGGUAUCGGCUGUGGCCAGAAAGAUGUGCCUGGUGUGUAUGUUGAUGUGCAGUACUUCCGUGAGUGGCUGGAUGGUAUCAUCAACCAGCAGGAUGGUCAACAACAACAGCAGCAGAGCUCAGGGGGUUACAGCGGAAAGUAAGAUACACAUGUUACAGUUCUAUAUCACUAUUUCCUCCGUAAUGCGUCUUGUCUAUUUUUAUAUUAGGUCACCAUAAUAAUAAUGUAAUACUCAAAAAUAUAAUCUGUGAUAUGUCUUUUCUAAUAAACAGAAUUUUCGACAA
Cherax quadricarinatus is the source of this 2919-nucleotide messenger RNA. RefSeq names its product inactive serine protease scarface. Lineage: Eukaryota; Metazoa; Arthropoda; Malacostraca; Decapoda; Parastacidae. Gene Ontology annotation, molecular function: serine-type endopeptidase activity. The record is from RefSeq and is a predicted model, not a curated record. Gene Ontology annotation, biological process: proteolysis.